Messenger RNA from Fusarium sp. VM40, 1707 nucleotides. Lineage: Eukaryota; Fungi; Ascomycota; Sordariomycetes; Hypocreales; Nectriaceae. The record is from the annotation of a GenBank genome assembly.
AUGGCCAACAUCCCCUCAACUGUUAAUGUCGCAGAGUAUCUGUUUAUUCGUCUGCGACAGCUCGGUUGUUUGUCUCUACAUGGCCUCCCUGGCGACUUCAACCUUCUCGCCCUUGACUUUGCUCGUCCUUCUGGACUCACUUGGGUCGGGUCAUGUAAUGAAUUGAAUGCAGGGUAUGCUGCCGACGGAUAUGCACGCAUUCGCGGACUGGGUGCUAUUCUUACGACAUUCGGCGUUGGUGAGCUUUCUGCCCUCAAUGCAAUUGCAGGAUCGUAUGCAGAGCUUGCUCCUGUUGUUCACAUUGUUGGUCAGCCCAGCCGAGAGACACAGAAUAGUGGUGCCUUGGUUCAUCACACCCUCGGAAAUGGAGACUUCAAAACCUUCUCCAAGAUAUACGAGACCGUCACCAUCGCCCAUACCAACCUAGUUGACCCUACCGCAGCACCAUCCCAAAUCGAUCAUGUCUUACAGGCAUGCAUUGUCGGCUCGAGACCAGUCUACAUCGGUCUACCCACAGACAUGGUGACUCAGCCCGUGGACGCCGAACUACUUCAGACACCGAUUGAUGUAAACUAUCACAAGAGUGAGCCUGAGGCUGAAACAAUGGCCCUUGAAAUCAUUCUCAACAGACUAUACAAGGCAAAUCGGCCGGUCCUGCUCAUAGAUGGAGCUGUCGAACGCCGUAGGCUGAUCGAAGACACGAGCCAGCUGAUUAGACGCCUCGAAAUUCCCGUGUUCGUGGCACCAAUGGGAAAGGGCUCUGUCGAUGAGAAUUUGCCCAAUUUUGUUGGCGUCUACUCUGGGGAUGGCUCUCGUCAUGAUAUCCAAAAAGCAUUUGAGUCAAGCGAUAUGAUCCUCACCAUAGGUAAUAUCAAAUCGGAUCUCAACACGUCAGGUUUCACGUAUCAGUUUUCAAAGUUUAGCACAAUCGACAUUCAUUAUGACCAUGUCGAUGUAGGCUACGCUCACUUUGGUCAAGUCUUUGUUAGAUCGAUGCUACCUCGGCUGGUCGCAGCUGUUGACCCCAUGCAAUUAAGCCGCUCAGCUAAGAUCAUGCCGACUAUCAAAGCUGCCCCGCUGGUUACUCCCAAGGACGACGUAAUUUCGCAUGCUUGGUUCUGGCCGAGGAUGUCGCACUUCUUGCAAGAAGGGGAUCUCGUUGUCGCUGAGACUGGAACUUCUUACAUAGGCGGCUGGGAGCUCAAGUUACCGAAAGGGGCACGCAUCAUCAACCAGAUGCUCUGGUCUAGCAUUGGAUAUGGCGUCGGCUCUACGCAAGGUGUCGCCUUAGCAGUGAAGGAUGGCGCUACGGGACAGCGAACCAUCUCAUUUGAGGGCGAUGGGUCUUUUCAAUUAACGGCACAGGAGCUUGCAACCAUUAUUCAUCACAAACUGGACGUGACCAUGUUUUUGAUCGAGAAUGGUGGAUACACAAUAGAGCGUUUUGUCCAUGGUCUUGAGGCUCAUUAUAACGACAUUCCCCAGUGGCAGUAUUCCAAGCUCCCUGGCAUUUUGGCCCCCGCUGGUCAAGAGGCUCAGAUCCAAACAUGGAAGAUAUCUUCACGUCGAGAACUUGAUGCUCUCUUGAGGGACGAGGCAUUUGCUUCCGGGAGGGGACUGCAGUUUGUUGAGGUACACAUGCCGAAGUUGGAUGCCCCUCAGGUCCUGAUUGAUUUUGGGAAAGGAGCUGGUGCGCGCGUUGGUUGA